Molecule: messenger RNA, 4389 nt
Organism: Parus major (Great Tit)
Lineage: Eukaryota; Metazoa; Chordata; Aves; Passeriformes; Paridae
Gene: DUSP4
Product: dual specificity phosphatase 4
Exons: 3
Coding region: 2408-3190 (260 amino acids)
Biological process (GO): endoderm formation; negative regulation of MAPK cascade; protein dephosphorylation
Cellular component (GO): cytoplasm; nucleus
Molecular function (GO): MAP kinase tyrosine/serine/threonine phosphatase activity; protein tyrosine/threonine phosphatase activity
Source: RefSeq, a predicted model, not a curated record
UGGGACCUGAGGGAAGUGAGUGUGCGUGGGGAGAUCGCUUUGUUCGAGUUCAUCCCCAGCCCCGCGGUGCGGAGAAGGUGUUCGGGCAGGGUCAGAUAGCUGCUGUCACUGCCAUGUCCCUUUGCAGCGGGCAGAGAAAACUCUCUGCUCCUUUUGUCACUACAGCAGGGAUCAGGGCUUUCCCCCUCUGCCGUGUGUUAAAUGAGAAGCUGUGCGCAUUUGGAGCUGCUGGUCCUGAGAAUUGCCGUGAGAUGAUUUAGGGGCGGGGGAUGCUCAGCUGGGGCUCCUGGAUGAGCUCUGUGGGGCUUUUUCUUUUCUGUUUACAGCCUGAGAGUCAAUUUAUUCCUUGGCUUACUUACAGCAGGGGUGAGGAUGUGUAUGCAGAGUAGCAAAUCCAUUAAGAGGCUUGAUAGAUGGAGGAGCUAGCACUUCAGUUGUACUAGAUACAGUAAAAGCAGCAGGAGCUGUUCCAAGGGGAUGCGAUACGAUGUGCUGCUGCGGGAGUGCCUGCACAGCAAGGGCUCGCUCAGGAGCAAGCUCCUUCACCAGGAGCCAGCGUGGUGCUGGAGCCACGCAUGUGGCAGGAAAUGCUGCUCUGCUUCAAGGGUGGCCUUUGUCAGCUGAGAGCUUCUGGUGCCUCUGUGGUUCUCGUGGGAGGUAGGUUGGAAUGGGAGCCCUUUUAAGGAAGGGGUUCCGAGAGACUCGGUCUCAGCACUACAGUCUUCUUCUUGCCUACCACAGAGCUACUAAAAUGAUCUUGCUCUGAUUCCAUGGGAGCUACACUAUCCCAGAGCUGUGCAUGCCCAAGUGCACAUUUGUUGGGUGCAGGUCACAAUGAAGACCCAGAUGUGUUUUGUGCAGGUCUGGCAGCUGCCAGAUUCCCUGUGAAACAGCCUGGCUGGGUGUUGCUUGGCCAUGGGCACCUGCUCUGCCUGGCUCCUGCACUGGGCAGGGCUGGUGUGCACAGCCAGGAGCUGCUGGAUCAAUGAAUCUGAUGAGAUACAUUGAAGAGAAACAUUUGAAAAGGUCUCCUUUUGUUUCCAAGAACUGUUCUUUCCAAGCUGUUUCUGCCCAUCACCCUGGGCAGCUUUUGCCUCUCUUGGUGCUGUGACCACUGGAGUGCAAUCCAGGGAUUUUAGGGCCAGAUCUCUGGAACAAGUCUAACCAGGGCUCUUGGCUAGACUUUUUUUUUGGAUGCUCUUUCACAUCGAAGCAGUAGGACUGUGAAGAGCCUGUGUCAGGCCAGGGAAAUGCAGCCUCUGCAAACUGUCCUGGCUGCGUGGGAGGGACAAUGCAAAUGCAGUGAUGCAUCUGCACGGCUCUGCUUUAAGGUACUAGAGCCCUUCCUUUUGUAGGGGGAGGAAAUCACAAAGGACACGGGGAUGCUGGCACUAUCGGGCUCUAACUGCCUAGCGAUUCCUGGGCUGCCUGAGACGCUUUCAUCCAUUGUUUUGAAUAUCCAGCCUUGUUCAGGGCAGUCUCAGAGCUAAGGCUGGAUAAGAAAGAUGUUUCCUGCUUUAUGCUCUGGUAAGCCAAAAUCUGCAGGCAUAGGUCCUGCAGUUGGUUUGAGUCUUCAGGAACCAUGCUGGGAGUCAGGGCAUGAUCUAGCUGAAGUCUUGUGGUGAUAGUAAAAUACUUGAUUUUUACUGAUUUUGAGGCUCAAAGUUAGACCCUACAAAGAUGUCAGGGUUGUUGAUUUGAUUUCAGUGAGAGAAGGAAAUCUCACCAGAGGUGUUUAUUGGCAAGCCAACGCUGCGGUUUCCCUGUUGUGGGAACUCAGCAGGGUUUGCUCUUGUUUCACCUGCCAUGAUGAAGCCCUGAUGGCCCCUGUGCUUAUCAGGUCAGAGAAACAAGCUUCUCCAUGUGCCCUUGCAUGUCAGCUUGCACCCGUGUCCUUGGGAGGCAGCUCUCUGUGCCUCUCUCUGAGGGCAGCUUGGCUGUGGGGCCAUCUUGGCCAUACCUGGCCAGUGCCAAGGCUUUCCUGGUCUGUUAUUUUGGGAGCUCUGAACUGGGGGGAAUGGGAGACCUGCCUAUGUUUUGUGACAAAAUGAUGUGUCAAGGGAAGAUGAGAACUGAACAGUCAUUGGCCUCAGAGCAGCUUUUCCCAUUUAAGUCUGAGUAUGCUGGAAAUAAAUCCUCUCUUCAUUGUCUCAGAGGCAACCUCGGCCUCGGUCUGGGGUUUUGGCCAGCAGAAAGCAGGGGACCAAUCCCUGGACCAGAGACUUUGGGUGGCCAAGAUCAUUGCUCUUGGUGCUCUUACUCCAAGGGAAUGGUGGAGCUGCAGGGAUUCCCCCCUUGCUGCCGAGAGCCUGUCUGCUCCUCCUGGGGCAGGAGGCCACUCUCCAUCGCUGUAGCAUCAUCUAGUGGCCAUGGGCAUCUCUGGCUGUGCCUUUCUUCAGUCCUGUGAAUGCGGUCUGGGAUAACACUUUGUGCCUCUCUUCUUGCAGGGGGCUAUGAGCGCUUCUCCUCGGAGUACCCUGAAUUCUGUGCAAAAACCAAGUCCCUGAGCAAUGUGUCACCCCCCACCGGUGCUGAGCCCUUGGAUUUGGGCUGUAGCUCCUGUGGGACCCCCUUUCAUGACCAGGGUGGGCCUGUGGAAAUCCUUCCCUUCCUCUAUCUUGGCAGUGCUUACCACGCAGCCCGGCGGGACAUGCUUGAUGCACUGGGCAUCACAGCCCUGCUGAACGUCUCCUCAGACUGCCCCAACCACUUUGAGGGGCACUACCAGUACAAGUGUAUCCCUGUGGAGGAUAACCACAAAGCUGACAUCAGCUCCUGGUUCAUGGAGGCAAUUGAGUACAUUGACUCAGUGAAGGAGUGCUGUGGCCGGGUCCUGGUGCACUGCCAGGCUGGCAUCUCCCGCUCAGCCACCAUCUGCUUGGCGUACCUGAUGAUGAAGAAGCGUGUCAAGCUAGAGGAGGCCUUUGAGUUUGUCAAGCAGCGCCGGAGCAUCAUCUCCCCAAACUUCAGCUUCAUGGGGCAGCUGCUGCAGUUCGAGUCACAGGUGUUGGCCACUUCAUACGCAGUGGAGGCCGUCAGCCCCUCGGGGACGCUGCGGGAGCGGGGCAAGGCCACCUCCACCCCCACCUCGCAGUUUGUCUUCAGCUUCCCAGUGUCUGUCGGUGUCCAUGCCACCCCCAGCAGCCUCCCCUACCUGCACAGCCCCAUCACCACGUCGCCCAGCUGUUAGCUCAGGGCCGAGGCCAGCCGGGCAGGCAGUGCCAGGCGUGCAGGGGGCGUGGAGCCCCGUGAUGUUAAGCAAUAGUGCCGGACACUGCCAUUCACGCUGGACUCGACAUCUUUUUCGUAGAGAAAUUUCUUACCUCAUCUUGGUUUGUUUGCUUUUUAUUGUUAUGUUUUGAAAGCACGAAGUUGUAAAAGCCACAAACCUUGACAUUGUCCAGGCUCUUUGGGGGAGGAAAAAAAUAGUGUACUGGGUUUCCUCAAGUGCCUGGUCUUGAUGUGUUUCCAUCCCCAUUUUACUGUCUUGUUUUUUUACACCUGCCCCUCUCCCCAUGUUUCUGCCCCCAGCUCAUCUAGGUUGACAUGGGAGCAUACCCUGUUUUUAUUGUGCAGCAGCCUUCCCCCUUGCAGAGAGACUGUGUGUGUGCUGGGUGCUGCUUACCUGAGCCAGGUACGCUUUGGACAAGCAGAGCUGCAGGCAGGGCCUUGGGGUGAGCAGAGUGGUGGCACAAGGCUGCCUACACUCAACCCCAGCCCUGCCAGUGGCUGGGGAGAUGAGGCAGGACCUGGCAGGCACCUGCCAAGUCACCAGCUGAGCCUAUUCCAAUGGAAGAAAGCAAUCUCUGUGGUUGGGAAGCAUUUUGGAGGGAGAGAUGUAGCCUGAAAUGCCUCUUUUCUUGCCUCUGUGGAUCACUGGUUUUUACAAGACUUAGGUCCAAUCUCCUGUGGCUUUAAGAUGAGAAAGAAGGGCUGCUUUUGAUUAUUUUUUUCAGUUUCCUCUCCACGGGUCCCACUGCUGCUCUUCUUCCAAAAGAAGAUGUCCUGGGACAUGGGUGGGCUAUAAUUGCGGAGAGAGAAGCUGUGGGGUGGAGGACAGGCUGGCCCAGAGGUGUCAUUCAUCCAGCAUUUUCAAGCUUCUCCCACCUCAUGACCAGCCCUUUUCCUGUGCUGAGUCUUGUUCACCUGUGCAACAUUUCUGCAGCUUUUGGUCCAAGCUUUGAAAAUGCCUCAUCUUCAACCCACCUGGAGCCUUAUUUCCCACCCUACCUCUGCCCUUCCCUCCAGUCCAACACACAAGAUGCCUGUGUGGCUGAUGUACAUAUGUAUGGUUUUGUUCUUUUUUUUUUUUUCUAGAGAUUAACUUUUUAUUUAUUGCCUGAGGGAGGGAGAAAACACUGUUUGAAGAAAAUAAAACUGUUUUCAACA